GAAGAACCUUUGAUGUUUUCUGAUAAACUCCUUUCUUUCUUUCUUUCUUUGAUUGAUUGAUUGAUUCCCCUUUCUCAUUAAAUGACUUCAACUCAUCUUCAACUCAUUCAAAACAUUUCAACCUCAAUCAAAUAACAAUCCAUCAACCAACCAAUCAACCGAACCAUCAACUCAUCUCAUCAAUUCAUCAAGAUGGGUUUCUUAUCACUUUUCAAAUCAAACCAAUUAUCUAACUCUCCUGAUGCAUUUGAAAAAGAAUUGGCUCAAUUAGAACUCAAAAUCGAAAGACAUCAAGAUAGAUUACAAGCUAUCAAAGAACGUGAAAUCUCUACUACCUUUAAUGUUACUACUUAUUCUUUAUUGUUUUGGUCUGCUUAUUCCGCACUUUGGUAUAUGGGAUGGGGUUGGUCAUAUUGGAAAACAUCAUUAAAUCAUCAAGAUGAAUCUCAUCAAACUAAUUCUAUUAAUCAAAUCUUGGAAAUCACUCCCAUCAUCUUGAUUCCGAUUGGGUUAAUCUUUACAAGACAACUUUUUCAAUCUUGGUAUACUCACAAACAUGAAUCUGAACAACUUCAAUUACGUCAACUUCAAAAACAAUUAAGGGAAAAGGUUGAAGAGCUUAAAAAGAAGACAUCAUAUUAUACGACUCGUGAAUUGUUGGAAAGAUAUGAUGAUAAGCUAAAAACUUCGAAUAACCCAUUGAACAGAAAGAUGGGUGACCGUCCAUCACCAAUGUCAACCCCUGAUACUCUUCGACAACGUCAUCCUCCCUCAACCCACUCACCCGCACCUCCUAACUCACAACCUCCUAACUCGAUGCCUUCCAUCAAACCGCCACCAAGCCAACCACGAGGUUCUCCAUCAGUUCCUUCGCCCGCAGGCAGUCAAAGAGGAUGGGCUGAUCGGUUUGCCGAGGCUUUAUUAGGUGAUGAUGAAGCUAAACCUGAAACGAAAUAUGCUUUGAUAUGUAAGAGGUGUUUUAACCAUAACGGAUUAGUGAGACAAGAAGAAUUAGAUUCGAUUCAAUAUGUGUGUCCUAAAUGUGGAACAUUCAAUCCUGCGAAGGUUCCUCGAUCUCAUUCACCAGCUGGAGACGGUUUACCUCGAAGUGCUUCUGCUCAUCCAUCUUAUGGUCGAUCAUCUCUAGAUCCUUUUAAAGCUACUUUUGCUCAUCCUACAUCCACGAUAGAUGAGCAAACGGGUGAAGAUGGGGGUGGGAGAUACCUUAAGGCUUCGAAACCGGCUUAUUCACGGAAAUCACUUGGAAUCACCCCUUCAGCAUCAUCUGAUCGGAUCGCAUUGAAACAACAGAAGAGAAGUGUCAGUUCGACUUUACAUGACAAGACUACUACGAUAAGAGAACCAGUGGAAGAAGAAGAACCGGUGGAAGAAGAAGAACCCACUCAAUUUGAUUCAGGCCAUAGUGAUUCUUCCGAGUCCCGACCCGAAGAUUCUAAAGACCCUCGACCUACUCGUCACUCUGAUGUCUCUGACGAAUGAACGAUGCAGCGCUCACAAAAAAACAAAUAAUAAGAUCGGUACUGAAUAUAUAUCCAACCUUGAUAGACUUUCAAUUAAUUCAUUGAAACUGGUAACCUCAAUGAUUUUCGUAUCUAUAGCUAAUCUAAUUCACAUUGCUAGUCUUUCUCUCGGAGUUUUAUUAAGUCAUGAAAAAAAAAACAUUUUUUUGGGAAAGUGAAGCAUUUACAGUUUAUGAUAUAAAGAUAUAGCUUAUUACUCUUUUUUCUGAUUAAUCUUGAGUGACGGAGUGUUCCUUAGUUUGCUUUGCUUUUGUUUGUUUGUUUGUUUAUACUUUAUCAAAAAAAUAAGAUGGAUGUAUAUAAAUUUUUAAGAGAUAGGAGACAAUCAUUGCGCAACACUUAACUUAUAUAGAUUUGGGUAUAGAUUUUCUUUGAAAAGAAGUCUGGCUAUCAUGAU
Messenger RNA from Melampsora larici-populina 98AG31, 1938 nucleotides. RefSeq lists its product as uncharacterized. Bases 193 to 1500 code for a protein of 435 amino acids. Lineage: Eukaryota; Fungi; Basidiomycota; Pucciniomycetes; Pucciniales; Melampsoraceae. Gene Ontology annotation, cellular component: endoplasmic reticulum tubular network. The transcript is spliced from 4 exons. Gene Ontology annotation, biological process: endoplasmic reticulum tubular network organization. The record is from RefSeq and is a predicted model, not a curated record.